Messenger RNA from Sphaeramia orbicularis (orbiculate cardinalfish), 2218 nucleotides. It is a transcript of the gene rogdi, whose product is annotated as rogdi atypical leucine zipper. NCBI's taxonomy places the organism in Eukaryota, Metazoa, Chordata, Actinopteri, Kurtiformes, Apogonidae. Bases 142 to 1035 code for a protein of 297 amino acids. Gene Ontology annotation, cellular component: RAVE complex. The record is from RefSeq and is a predicted model, not a curated record. The transcript is spliced from 11 exons.
GUUGUUGCCGAUACUUUCAGCAGAACGUGAAGGCACCAUAUCCUACACUAAGCUAGCGGGUAGUUAAAACCAUAAUACCUUUACUCUUACUAGGGGGCAGCGUUUGUAAGAGCCGGGGUCUGGGUGUAUCUUUCCACUAAAAUGCUGAACCCACAAAGAUCUCUAUCUGAAGGGCCUACUAUGUCUGCUGCCAGCCAAGUGGAGAGAACGGUGUUGGAGGAGGAAUUCAACUGGCUGCUCAAAGAAGAAGUACACGCUGUGCUGAAGCAGCUGCAAGAUGUCCUGAAGGAGGCCUCCAGACGCUUCUCCAUGCCCUCACCAGGCCUCGAGAGUCAACUCAAACAGGAAAACUUCAUCCUUGGCAGUUCUACGAUGGAUCAGGUGAAGGGGGUGCUGACUCUGCAGGGAGAGGUUCUGACCCAGGCUGACAUAAACCUAAAGGUUGCAAAGAGCAGCCAGGUGCUGCACUUCCAGUUCAGAGAGGACAAGCAGUGGAAGCUGCAGCAGAUCCAGGAUGCUAGGAACCAUGUGAACCAGGCCCUGCUACUGCUCAGCAGUCGGGACAGCAGCUACCACUUUAAGACUGGUGCUGAGGUCAAUAAGCUCAUGGAUGCUGUGAUGCUGCAGUUGACACGAGCCAGAAACCGCCUCACCACCCCGGCCUCCCUCACACUGCCUGAGCUGGCCACCAGUGGCCUAAUGAAAAUGUUCUCCCCUCCUAUGCCUGGGGACGUGAUGGUGAAUUUUUAUAUCAACUUGAGUAAACUGUGUCUGACGGUUUAUCAGCUUCAUGUGCUGCCUCCCAAUACGACUAAGAAUUUCAAGCCAGCAGGAAGCUCAGUGUUGCACAAUCCUGGAGCUAUGUUUGAGCUCAACAACAACCGCUUUGAAGUAAGCCAUGUUCAUAAGGUGGAGUGUGUGGUGCCGUGGCUCAACGACACACUGGUGUUCUUUACCAUCUCCCUCCAGCUCUGUCAGCAGCUCAAAGACAAGAUAUCCGUCUUCUCCAGUUUCUGGAACUACAGACCGUUCUAGUCCAUCCUCCAGAGACCAGUCAGACCAACACACAGUCAGAGAAAAAAACCACACGAGUGUAAGGGACAUCCUGGGAAGCAUUAUUUUAUUUUAAUGUAUUUACACAUUAAAUUUUCAGUCAUUCUGUUCCAAGUGUUGCACGAUUAGCCCAAGAAGCCAGUCAAAUCCCGACAGAUCAAUGUUAGCUGUUUCCUCCAGUCCCCUGAUGUGAGGGUUUAUAUCUCACAGCACUGACUUGAACUUUGUGUAUGAAUGAAUGACACUAACAUUUACUCUUAAUAUUAUUUUUUAUGUUCAAAGAAACUUAGCUUUUAUUUAGUAUGGUGCUCAUUCCAACAUCACCCAAUGACAUUGUCUUAAAUAAUUACUCAGGACUGGAACACAGUGGUAUGAGGUCAUAGUUUCUCUUUUCUUUUGGAUUAUGUUUUGUUCUUUUUUUUUUUUUCGUGGUUUAAAUCCCUUCACUGGAUGAUUUUUGCCUUGAAGGCUUUAAAAGACACUCCAAAUAGUUGAACAUGUGAAUAUACUACAGAUGUUGUUGCAUUAUGGGAGAUCCAGGAAAAAAAAGAAACAGACACCUCUGUUGUUUCCACUUCAUUAUUUGCCAGUCUCUUCAUGGGUGUGACGACAUUCCCACAGCACAUGGGGUCUCACAUGGAUGGGGUUUUUUUUGUAGACCACUGGCAGGUGACGCAGUGAGCUGUGGCAUUAAAAUGACUAUAUCCAUCUCCACGAGAGAAAGCACCCCAUAAAGUCUGUGUCAAAACCAUUGUCAUCAUUUCGUUUCAGUUCCGAGGUUGUUGUUCUUCCUCAUAGCAAAGUAUACCUUAAAUAUGAUGUAGGGGGCACCCAGGUAGAUGGAGGGGGGACUUGUUUUCCUGCCUUUUGGUAUAAAAUCCCUGAUGACUCACAUUCCCUGUUUGUUACUGCAUUGAUAUGUAUAAAUUAUAAUCUACUCGUUACUUGUGUGAAUGUAAUUGUGUUUAAUUCAAAGUGUUGUUUAUGUUGAUAUUUAUUUACGUGUUUUGCACAUUGAUCUUUGACUCAAUGAACACUAGUCCAGUCAUGAACAAAUAGACUUCUUUAUUCCAGGAAGUGUUAAUCUAUUUUAAAAAGCUGCUUAUCCUAUCAAAUGUGGAAAUUAUUUAUCAGUGCAAUAAAGAAAUAAUGAAUGAAAAAGUGA